AAGCAUCAUGGGAACGAAUGCCCGAAUUGUCCUUCCAGAGACGCUUUAGUCACGAGUUCAGCAGAAGUGUCGUUGCGAGGCGUUACGUCACCGCUACUUUUCUAAGUAAACUAAAUAGAAGAAUUGCUGUCGUAGGUCCACUUUGUGACGGAGAACAGUGACGAGGCCUUUGAAAAGUAAUGAUGGAAGAAGUACGUCAGGGCAGCAAUGGCACUGAGUCAAAGGCUGCCACAGUUCCCGCGACCAUCACAGCAUCACAAAUCUCACAAAUAGCCCAACAGAUGUCAGUUGGCAGUUCUCCUGUGACAGUUGUGCAACUCCCAGGAGGUCAGUUUCAGGUUCAAGGGGUAAUCCAGUCUGCACAGUCCUCAGUUAUACAGUCCCCUCCAGUACAGACUACACAGACCCAAGGUACAGAUAGUGAAGAUUCACAAGACUCAUCAGAUAGUGGGGUUACAGCUCAAAAUACAAGAGAGAUCUUGGCAAGACGACCCUCAUACAGAAAAAUCUUAAAUGACCUUUCAUCUGAGGAAAUGACUUCAAACAUUGAAGCAAAGACUAACAGCCCAGUAUCCACUGGGAUGACAGGUGUUACUGUACCAACCACCCAAAUCUACCAGACCAGUAGCGGCCAGUACAUUACCAUAGCUGCUAAUGGCACAAUUCAGCUGGCGACUCCAGGGUCCGAAGCCAUUCAAGCACUGCAGACUGUUGGCAUUGCCAACUCUGGUGGGACCCAGCAAGGCACCACCAUACUUCAGUAUGCCCAAACACCUGAUGGUCAACAGAUAUUGGUACCGAGCAACCAGGUUGUUGUACAGGGUGCUGGUGGAGAAGUGCAAACAUAUCAAAUUCGCACAGCAUCCACAUCCAGCUCUCUGCCUCAGACCGUAGUCAUGUCUUCUCCCAUGGGUCUAACUGAUAGCAAGGCUGACGAUCCAACACUGAAGAGGGAAAUUAGACUCGCAAAAAACAGAGAGGCAGCUCGUGAGUGUCGACGGAAGAAAAAGGAAUAUGUGAAAUGCCUGGAAAACCGUGUUGCUGUUCUUGAGAACCAGAACAAGACCCUGAUUGAAGAACUCAAAACAUUAAAGGACCUUUACUGUGUUAAAACAGGAUAAAGGUUUGAGGGGGGAAAGGUCAGACGGCUCAACCAUGUGGACAUUACGGGGUUCCUGGGAACACUUCUUUUCAGGCUGAGAUACUCCAGUUUUGUUUUGUUUUUUACUGUUUCAUACAAAAGUUACAAGUGAUGGCAAAUAAAUUGGCCAUUUUUCCACCUAUUUUUAAAAAAUUGCUAAUACUAUAACAUUUAUAGUUGUGUACAUUUUUAAUACUGAGAGGUUUGAAAUUGUGAACUGAGCUUGUUUAUAAAAGUGUCCCUUUUUUAAGUAUCACAGUUGGAUCUUCAAAUCUUCUAACAGCAAUUGCAUAAUUUUGACACAAUGAUUGUGACAAGCAUCCUGUUAUGUUUAUGAACCAGCAAUUUCCCCAUAAAUGUUGAAAUUGUCAUUCCUUAUUUUUUGUGCAAUGGUAACAGAAACCAAGACAAUGUGGCUGGUUUGGUUUUUACUCAGCAUUUACUUAGACAAUCAGGGAAAAGGUGUCCAAGUAAUAUUUAUGUGCAACUUAAAACGAGUGGGGGAAUAAUAGUGUAUGAGAUACUCCUGAAUCUGUAAUUAAAUAAAUAUAUUUUCACUCAAUACAGUUUUUACAGUGGAUUUUUUUUUUAUUAUUAUGCUCUGUUAAAAAGCUUAACUAGAGAAAGUGGCUAUGUUUUUGCUGCACUGUUUGAAAUGUUGAUAAAUAAAUAAUACCUGGCAACUA
This is a messenger RNA of Thalassophryne amazonica, 1827 nucleotides long. It is a transcript of the gene atf1, whose product is annotated as activating transcription factor 1. Gene Ontology annotation, biological process: regulation of transcription by RNA polymerase II. Bases 180 to 1121 code for a protein of 313 amino acids. The transcript has 8 exons. NCBI's taxonomy places the organism in Eukaryota, Metazoa, Chordata, Actinopteri, Batrachoidiformes, Batrachoididae. Gene Ontology annotation, cellular component: ATF4-CREB1 transcription factor complex; nucleus. The record is from RefSeq and is a predicted model, not a curated record. Gene Ontology annotation, molecular function: protein binding; RNA polymerase II cis-regulatory region sequence-specific DNA binding; DNA-binding transcription factor activity, RNA polymerase II-specific.